This is a messenger RNA of Ostrea edulis (European flat oyster), 3904 nucleotides long. RefSeq lists its product as uncharacterized. The transcript is spliced from 6 exons. Lineage: Eukaryota; Metazoa; Mollusca; Bivalvia; Ostreida; Ostreidae. The record is from RefSeq and is a predicted model, not a curated record. Bases 111 to 881 code for a protein of 256 amino acids.
AGCUUCAAAGUGUUUUCUUGUUAUAUGAAACGUUUAAAUGAUCAAAAGUGGCUAAGGUCACAUGAUUGCAAUUAUUGCAGAUGUAAACACGGGUCCAAAGUCUAGCCCAAAUGGCAGAAGAGAGAAGAGUGACCAUGAGUAACACGUUAACAUCAGGAUUUAUUCUCUGUUUUAUGGUCUUACUGUUUUCUACACCAACUGUCUUAAGUGAUGUGGAUGAGAAGCUGGGUGAGAAUUGGUGUGUCGUCACCAAGAGCCAGAGAGCCAUCGACAUUGUCACUGUUCCAUGUGUGGAGAAAAUCAAAGCAAGCUGUGGCUGGUUCAGUAUAUCCUACUGUACCAUGUACAGGAAAACCUACUGUAAAAAAGAAUUGAACACAACGAGAGUCCUUUACUACAAAAUGAAACAAUGCUGUGAAGGCUUUGUGAAGACACCCAACAACGCAUGCAUAAAUGAAACAACACUUGACCCUCAUUUGAGAAGUAUUAUAGACAAUACUACCGAUAAAGGCUUAGAUGAAUACUUCAUUGUUGAUCCAGAAGAUAGCAUUCCUCAUAAAGACUCUGUCCUACAACAGGAAUCGGUCAUCAUUCAUAAAACAGGGAGUAGGGGAUCUAGCAUCAACCUAUCUCAGGGGGCCUAUGCUGGAAUAGCAUGUGCUAUUAUGUUUCUCAUCGUAACAGCUGUAUUUGUUUUUAUUGCAGUACGAAAAAAGAGGCUUAGGACUAGACAGAAUAUGAAAAGCAGACAUAUGGCAGAUGGGGAGCUUGGGGAGAGGGUAACCUUUCAUACAACUCCCAUAGUAAAAACCACAAAAUCCAACAAAUCCGUAGAAUCUGAAGAGAUUGAGCGACUACAUCUUGCCACAGAGGACACAUGAGGACAAGAAGAUGUUAAAAAGCAUGAUUUUAACCUGUCAGAUAAACAAGUUUUUAGAUAAAUUUGUUUUCUUUAAAAAAUAAAUGUUCAAUUGUUAUGUCUUUCAUUAACUGUUUUACAGGAGUUAACUGUUCAUUCCAUUUCAAGUGUUCUUGUUAUUUCAAAAACAUUUUUUAUUGCUAAAUUUUGCAUCUAGAUAUGUUUUUAUUUUUAGAUGGGCCUGAAAGCCUUAAAACAUUUGUUAGAUGUUAUAUGUACAGACACAUGUACUAGGUAUGCUAAAAUUAUUGUCUAAGAGGAUCUAGAAUUUGAAUAGGAUUGCAUUACUGUUGAUAAAUAUGAUUGUAUUUUCUAUAGAACAAUACAACUACAGUAUCUAAAUUGAUAUACAGUGAAAACUGCCUAAUCCAACACCUGUGCAAUCCAUUUUACACUGAGCAUUCUGACCCUUGCUUUCAGUUUUCAUUGGUUCUUACACUGUGUUCCAACACGCUGUAUUCCGACGUAAAAAUUAUUUCCCAGUGCAUGUUAGAUUUGAUAGUUUUCACAGUACAAUCAUUGUCAGAGAAUGAAGAUUCAAAUAGUUCCGAAUGAUUCUUUAGGCCAGAAUGAAGAUUCAUUAAAAAAUGUAAGAUUUUACUAGGAUUAGAUAAGAUAUUGGGAAGUGUAUGAAUUAGAAUACAGAAAAUUAACUAGAUCUUCAAAAUUUGUUCUUUUGAACAUGUGGUUACAAAUUAUUAAAUAAUUUUACAUGCAGAUAUGCAGCUGUUUAGAAGAAGUUUUUUUUUUUUGUUUUUUUUUUACUCUGACAGAAAGAGAAGGUUUAUAUGUUGCUAGCAUCAGUUCUUAGUUUUAUGAUUUUGUCCAGUCAUGGUCCUUUGCUUCUUGUAAGGUCACAAUGGAUGACUUUUAGAUUCUUUAGUCCAUAACAACAAGGCAAUUUAAGUGAGAAUUCUCAUUCAUGGGCAUUUGUUGUUAAAUGAGCUGAAUAUCUAUUUCACAUGACUGUUAAUGAUGAAAGGUGCUAAUGCAUAUACUAUUAUAAACUGAAUAUAAGUGUCGGUGUGUAUUAACACCAAUAGGCAGUGACUUAUUGUAUUGUAUGUAUGUUUGUAAAAAGAUGGACAUUGUGUUGUUCUAUUGUCUGCUCUGUGUAUAUAUUCCAUUUGUGUGAGAAAUGUGUACUAGGUAGUGGGGUUUACAUACAUGUAGUUUUAUUUUUGUGAACAAUGGCAUUUAAAACUUCUCCUCACCAUGCCUGUACAAAAGUUACUUUGAUGUUCCUUCAAAAAUAUUCUCACUUUAUGGAGUGAUCUGAACUCCACUUGAAUUGGACAAAAUCAUAUUUUUAAAUCAGUUUUACUGUAUUCUAUGUCUUCAUGAAGAUUUUUCUCCCAUGUGAACAAUUAAGACUGUUAAGAUCCUUAAGUGAGGAGUUUGAAAUUUUGUUGAAGAGAAUUAUGAAGUAAAAGGUUACAAUGUAAAAUGGGAUCCCUGUUUUGGUGUAUGAAUGUGUCAGAGUUAUCCUUCAUAUUAAUUGUGCAUUUAUCCGAUUUCUUGUGGAGAUCCACAUUAACUUGGGCUGUGGCAGUCUCUUACAGUGAAUUUAAAACGCAGAAUUUGGAUUCAAGUUCUGUCAUCAAUAAGAAUUGUCAAUGCAAUCUUGUAAAUAGAGUGAUUUAUUUAUAUUGCUAUGGAGUGUAUUAAUAUUAUAUGUUUGGAAGUGAACCCACUCAGCUGUACCAUUAGUAUCUAUUUUCAUUCUUUUUCAUUUUGACACCUAAAUGUAAUAAAAAAAAAAAAGAAAAGAACUUUACUGCAGAAGCCCCCCUCCAUUUUGUUUUGUUAAGGUCAUAAAGGAUACCAAAGAUUUUGGAUGUAUCAUACGAAGUAGGAUUAUGCGGUGUUUACGUGGCAUUCUCUAUUAUUUGAUCAGAGGACAAUGAAAAGCGGUCAUUGAUACACAAAAUGCACCAAUGAAAUGAUGUUUUUUAUUUGUGUUUUCAAGAUUUCAAUUUAUUGCAUAAUGUAUUUCCAUUGAAUUUUCAAGAUUUGUGAAUAAUGCAAAGAUAAAGGUGGUUUCAUAGGAAAAACAUUUACAAAUAAUUUUUCAAAAUUCUGUAACCAUAUUAUGAAACUUUAUUUACUGUCCCAUGAAGUACAUGAUUUUGACCAGUAAACUGCAGUGCAGGUCUUACUGAAUGAGUCUUGACCUUUACGCAUGUAGAAUACUUGGGAUAUAAGUUAGAUUUGUUUUGUUUUACUUAUUUGUACUGCAAACACUUACUGCAGAAAUGUCCUGCAAGUCAUAUAUUUACUUCGUUUAGGGGUGGUCUUUGAACAUAUGUCACAAUACACUAUAACAGUAAAGCACGAUUAUAACAAACCUCCAGGCCCAGCAAAACAACAUCUAGUUCGUUAUAACCAAACUUCGUUAUAUCCAGUAAAUUUUUUUUAUAUUUUCUUCUCAUAUAGGAAUGAAUAUCUCUUCACAAUAAGUGUGAAUUCAGUAUAAGCAUGUUCAUUAUAAGCGUGAAUUCAGUAUAAGCAUGUUCAUUUUAAGUGCGAAUUCGGUGUACAUGUAAGUUUUUUACUGUCUCUCCAUUUGCACACAUGAAACCAUUGUAUUAUAAUCAUUUUCUGUCGAUGAUCAGAAUUGUUUCCAUGCAGACCAUAUUAAGCAGAAAAUUCCUCGGCACGUGAAUACCUCAAGUGAACAUGUUCAAUUUCAAAAUAAGUAUUAUGUGAUUAAUGCUGUGAUAUAACAUUAAGAUAUCGGUUCCUCUUUCAAAUCUCAUUGUCAUGCUGUGAUUUUAUCAGUAAUGGAUCUGAUCAUUGUUUGUUGUUUGGUGUUUUUUUUUUUGGUUUGUUUUUUUUUGUUUAGUACUGUGUUAAGCACUUUUUUGAUGGUCUCAAAACUCCCAUUAACUACUGGCAUGGUAAAAUUACAUGUAAUAGAUGUAAAGCCUUCAUGUCUAAUACUGGAAGUAUGAUGUAAUGAUUUUAAUAAAACUAAUAGAUACA